This is a messenger RNA of Sinocyclocheilus anshuiensis, 3277 nucleotides long. Its product is annotated as protein spinster homolog 1-like. Gene Ontology annotation, cellular component: membrane. Gene Ontology annotation, molecular function: transmembrane transporter activity. The transcript is spliced from 13 exons. The record is from RefSeq and is a predicted model, not a curated record. Lineage: Eukaryota; Metazoa; Chordata; Actinopteri; Cypriniformes; Cyprinidae. Gene Ontology annotation, biological process: transmembrane transport. Bases 250 to 1770 code for a protein of 506 amino acids.
GGAGGCGCUCACAUGACUGAGGAGCGGAAGCACUGCGUUAUUCCAAUAUGGCGUCGUGCUGAGCUUGUAGAUCAGCAACACAACGGAAACAGUUCGCUUCGAGACCCUCCAUUGCAAUUCAAAAAUGUCCACACAGGAGGUAAGGUAAAGAUAGCACCCUAAACGUCUUGACAACUCAGAGGGAGCCCAACAGCGUCCAGAGGAACUCUUGAGGACGCCUCUGACUUCGCUUUGUAUUUUCCAGCAGUGAUGUCACGGACAGAUGUUUCUGCCGACACAACACCCUUCUUCUCAGAUGAUAAUGAGGGGGAGGGGCCUACUGACAAUGGGGUGGGUUCACCUCAGCCCGAGGAGGAGGAGUCUGCCAGCGGAGUGUCUGAUAGAAGAGCUAAAGUGACUGUGAUUGUACUCUGCUACAUCAAUCUACUGAACUAUAUGGACCGAUUCACUGUGGCAGGUGUACUUCCAGACAUUGAGCAGUUCUUCAGCAUUAGUGAUGGAAAAUCAGGGCUACUUCAGACAGUCUUCAUCUGCAGUUACAUGUUCUUGGCUCCUCUGUUUGGAUACCUGGGCGACAGGUGUAACAGGAAGUCCAUCAUGUGUGUGGGAAUUUUUUUCUGGUCCCUAGUGACAUUAGCCAGCUCCUUCAUUGGCAAAGAACAUUUCUGGGCGUUGUUGUUGACGCGAGGGCUGGUGGGUGUUGGCGAGGCCAGUUACUCCACCAUUGCUCCCACCAUCAUCGCUGACCUGUUCGUCAAGGAGACGAGGACCAACAUGCUGUCCAUUUUCUACUUUGCAAUCCCAGUGGGCAGUGGUCUGGGUUAUAUCGUGGGCUCAAAGGUGAAUGAUGUGGCUGGGGAUUGGCACUGGGCUCUUCGGGUGACCCCUGGUCUGGGGCUGCUGGCCGUGAUCCUCUUGUUUUUUGUAGUUCAGGAACCGAAGCGGGGUGCGAUCGAAGCUCUUCCAGAGCACACACUGCACAGAACCAGCUGGAUGACGGACAUAAAAGCACUCUGCAGGAAUCCAAGUUUUAUUCUGUCCACGUUUGGCUUCACGACUGUGGCCUUUGUGACGGGAUCACUAGCCCUGUGGGCCCCUGCCUUUUUAUUCAGAGCAGGUGUCUUCACUGGAGAGAAGCAGCCAUGUUUAAAAGUCCCCUGUGACAACUCUGACAGUGUGAUUUUUGGCAUCAUCACAGUUGUGACAGGCAUCCUGGGAGUAGCGAGUGGAGUGCAGGCGAGCAAGAAGCUGAGGACAAGAACCCCUCGAGCUGAUCCAUUAGUCUGUGCUGCAGGACUCCUCCUCGCUGCUCCCUUUCUCUAUCUGUCCAUCAUGUUUGCUCAGGCUAGCACUGUGGCCACAUAUGUCUUUAUCUUCCUAGGUGAGACAUUCCUGUCUAUGAAUUGGGCUGUUGUUGCUGAUAUGCUACUGUAUGUUGUGAUCCCCACACGGCGCUCCACAGCGGAAGCUUUUCAGAUUGUACUCUCACACUUGCUGGGCGACGCUAUUAGCCCUUACCUCAUAGGAGUGGUGUCAGACUCGAUAAAGAAGUCGGAUUCAUACAUGUGGGAGUUUCGUUCACUUCAGAUGUCACUCCUGCUGUGUUCCUUCGUGGCCGUGGGGGGUGGAGCUUUCUUCCUGGCCACGGCCCUCUUCAUCGAACAAGACCGACAUCUGGCAGAGAACUGCGUGCCCUCUGAUGAUGCACCAAUUAUUGUUCCAAAGAGAGGGAGGUCCACUAAAGUACCAGUGUCAAGUGUUUUAAUUUGAGAUGAUGCAAGGAUUUGGAUGAUUCUCAACACAGGGAACAGCACUCUGAUUGGCGUAGGCAGAUAGAGCCAGUGCUGUCAGCAGCCAAUCCUGGACCAGUAAUCACUGAUUGGACUAUCUCCACAAUAAGGAGUUUUAUAGUAAUUUAUUAUGCUUAUGUUUUUGUUUAUAUCCUUAACACCCCUAUUGAUUUGGGACAUUUUGGACUAAAUAAUAUCAGUAACAUCUUACCUGGUAGUCCUGUGUGCUUAGACCAUUCUGCUUUCCCCCGGAUGAGUCCUGUGGGAGGUGAACACGUAGGAACACAUGAAAAAAAAAAUGGAAAGAAGUUAUAUGGUGGGAACAUUUCAUUACCUUUAAUUGAAACUCAUCAAGAUGUGUUUUAGAAUUCAUGUAAAUUAUAUUUGAGAUGUUUUUAUUGGAGGGGAUCUCAAUUGAUUUUUCAGAUUGCUGUCUAUAGGUUCUUAAGUCAGUUAACUAAAACCGAGGUACUCUCAAAAUUCUGUUGCAUUUGUUUUCAUCAAAGCUGGACUAUGACUAAGAACUAGCAGAGUCAGACUGAGCUUGAGCAGCACUGAAGCCUGUAUGUGAUCUGCCUUUACAAACUAAAGUCUUUCCUCCUGUUUUAAUGUCUUUUCUUCUAUACUAACAGUUGAGCUUUUAGGGUCUUUUAGGAAACACACCGAAAACAAACACUAAUGCUACUGUAGCAUGAUUCAGAUUUAUAACUUGAUUAUAUAUAUUUUUUUAAAUAACAUUGUUACAUAUACUUGUUGCAAGGGUCUGGUUUGUGGCUUGUUUUAAUUUGCCCUUUUAACUUUUUUUAUUUUUAUUUUUUGAUUUAGGCAGUUUCUUGUGCGUUCCCUCUGCUGUGGAUGUUUUCCACACUAUUCUUUUGGGAUAAUUUGCAAACUUUGCUUGCUAAUCUUGUUUUGUAGCCUUUUUUUUUUAAAUAUUAAAUGAGAAAUGUAAUCCAAGCUGUCUUUUUGAUCGGUUUUCUUGUGUUAAACUUGUUUUAAAUCGGUUACCUUAUUUCUCCUUACAGCACAUUGAAAUAAGGGCGAGUAUUUUUAUUUCUGCUUUAUCUCUCUCUCUCUCUCUCUCUCUCUCUCUCUCUCUCUCUCUCUCUUGCAAGUUUGCAUUCUCUCUCUCUUUGCAGUGGCAAGAACGAUGAUCAAGGUUUUUCAGUUGCUGUGGUUUCCUGUUUGUAGGUGGGAUAUGGAGAUGCAAGCCUGUUCGGUAAAUUUGCUGUGGAAAUUAGUCUCGUGAAUGAAUUAUGAAUACUGAAGCGCCUGAAUCGAAACAUGCGUUGUCUUUGCAGUGGAACAUUCGGUGGAUGAUGUGCUUGAGAAUACAAUGUACCAAUAUGUCAUUCCUGUAACUUGUUUGUGCAGGUUACAAGAACACCACAAAAUGCCACAAGAGUGGGAGGCAAGUUUGAGAAAUUAUGACUCCCUGUCCGCCAUAACGAAGCGACUAGUUAAUGCUUACAGUUUGAAUCAAUGUU